Molecule: messenger RNA, 6214 nt
Organism: Rhipicephalus microplus (southern cattle tick)
Lineage: Eukaryota; Metazoa; Arthropoda; Arachnida; Ixodida; Ixodidae
Product: vascular endothelial growth factor receptor 1
Biological process (GO): protein phosphorylation; positive regulation of kinase activity; multicellular organism development
Cellular component (GO): plasma membrane; signaling receptor complex
Molecular function (GO): transmembrane receptor protein tyrosine kinase activity; ATP binding
Source: RefSeq, a predicted model, not a curated record
AGCAAGCGAGCGACGGGAGCGGAGCGCACGGCCCGCGCUCCGCUUUCCCCCGCCGGUUAUUUCUCCCGCGCUUGAACAUCAGCUGAACAGCGCCGGACUCCGCCUCCGCGGGCCCUCGCCCUACGCUGACCGGAGCUAUGCGCGACGCUAUGUUGGACCGCGUCGGGGAGCCGUAGGCUGUCGAUGCAUCCACGUGCUUUAGGUGUUUCGUCGUACUCGUAGCUGGAUGGACGUUCCGCGUUCUCUCGAGGAUGACAUCAUGGGCAGCCGUCGCGAAAACGUGGAUUUUGAUGCAGCUCUUGUUGUUGUGCCGGACAUUGCACGUCGGAGACCGUGCGACGUCCGGAGUCUCCCGGUUCCUGCCGCCAAAGCUGGACAUCGACACUGCCUACAUCGACAUUCCUGCUAACAGCACCCUGCGCAUAACAUGCUACGGAAGGUAUCCGCUGGCCUGGUCCCUGCCACCGCUCGGGGACAACGUGUCUCUCCGCUCAUCCAUCUAUGAUGAAGAGGUGAACGGCAUUCGGCCGUUCAAGAGCGUUUUCGAGCUCAACACCACUGACGUCAUGGACCUGGGUCGAUACAUCUGUUACUACAACGGGACCACAGAUCUCACCAACUCGGGAAAUGCAACGUCAGUAUACGUCUUCGUCAAUGAUGACUACUACCUGUUCCAGCCGGAGAAACAGAUGGACCAGCUGGUGUUUGUGACGGUACGCCACGGCGAGAUGUCGGUGGUGCCAUGCCUGCCCACGCACUCGGGCGCUCGCGUCCAGCUCUGGAAAGAUGAUGGACUGGGCGAGGACGAGAUGGAGGAGGUGAUGCUGGCACCGCACGAUGUCGAGUUCGACCCGAUGCGGGGCUUCGUCAUCUACUACCCGCACAGCUACUACUCCGGUCACUUCAUCUGCAACGGAUCGGUGCCGGGACGCGUCUACAACGACUCGACCAUGGCCGUCGUUUUCGUCUACCUGCCACCGGUGGACAUAGCCCCCAACGUGUUGAUCUCGAAGGAGAACAACUUUCAUCCUGUGCUGAAUGACUCGUUCACCCUCAACUGCACCGUCACCGUCGAAGCAGGCAUCAUGUUCAUCAUGACCUGGGACUACCCCAACAAGAACAGCUCCCGCAUCGAAGUCACCAAGCCCAUUCGGAACGACAAGCCGUUUGGGCAAGAUCACUUCAUGCUGUCCGUGGUGACGUCACAGCUGACCGUUCGUGACGUGCAGAGGAGCGACGAAGGGCUUUACACGUGCUCUUGCAAGGAUCAUGGUGGAAAGACGCACAAUCACUCGGUCUUUGUCUCCGUCUACGAGUCCGAACAGUUGGCGCACGUGAACCUGACCACGGACCUGGACACCUCGGACUCCCUGGUCUUUCCCGAGGGGGGCACCUUCAAGAUGGUGGUAACAGUGGAGGCGCACCCGAGCUUCGCCGAGACGAGUUUCUGGUGGCUCAAGGACGGCGCCACGCUCUACCAUGGCGGGGAGCUGCGGCUCUCGUACCGCGAACCGCGAGCUGUGCUCGAAAAGUCCAACGCCCGCUUCGACGACAGCGGCGAGUACACGUUGUUCGCACGCAUACACAACGUCACCUCCAAGAUCACCUUCAACGUCAGCAUCUCGUCCAAGCCCACGGUGACAGUGGUGAACAACACGGAGCUUUAUGCACACGGUUCCAACUACACGCUGGUCUGCACGGUAAAAGGGAGCCAGCCGUUGCGUGCCUGGUGGGAGUGGCGUGAGUGCGUGGACCCUAGGGCAUGCGACGACCAGGGUCCUGGCCGCGUCUUCAAGCGUUUGGCAGCCGACAGCUCGCACAGGAACGCUGGCGCCCCACCGGGGCAUCUGGUGCGCAGCACUGAGGGACUACGGCACCGCAACCUGACCCUUAUGCUUCGCGCCCAACAGUCUGGCCUGUACCGGUGCGUCGCGGCAAACUCGCUCGGCACCGGACUCAGCGUCGCAAGGUUCUACGUCACUGACGCGAGGAACGGCUUCGAGGUUAUCGCCUCAGACGUCAUACCCGUCGACCAGGAUCGUGUGAUGCUCAGCUGCCUGGCCAGCCAGUUCAAGUACGAGGGCCUCACCUGGAAGUGGAAACCAAGAGGCUCCUCGCAACUCGUCAGCCUCAUCCCCAAUGACAAUCUUGACGUAAAGAUGUCAUCGACGGCGUUCUCCAACAACCUGACCCUUCACUUCAACCAUAUCAGCAAGAACCAGUCAGGAGAGUACCAGUGCUUUGGCUCCAUUCGUGGAGGAGGAGUUCAGAGGCACAUCGGAUUCAUCAAAGUUGACGUGCGAGAUAUGCGUCCACCGGAGUUCAACAAGACCAACCUACGCAACGACGUCUUGAGCGACGUCUCGUACAUCGACCUGCAGUGCACGGCGACCGGGCUUCCCGAACCCAGCAUCUCGUGGCUGAAGGACGGUAAGCCGCUCAACAUGAGCGGCAUCGACCGCCUCGACGAGGGCCGCUGGCUCGUCAAGCGGAAGGUGACGCCCCAGGAUAGCGGCUUCUACCAGUGUCGUGCCGAGAACAGGGCCGGUGCCAUCUAUGCCAACACCACCAUCAACGUCGCCAGUGGAAUACCGGCACCUGCCAUGAAUACCACGCACAUUGUCUUGAUAAGCGUCGUCUUUGUCAUUGCCAUCAUCUGCUUCCUCAUCGUGCUGGUUUACUGCAAAAAAUAUCGCGCUCACAUGAAAGAGGAAAAAGAGAUGGAGCUGUUGAACAAGACGCUUUUCGACAAAGGCCAAGUGGACAUGUUCAACCCUGACCUCCCCCUGUGCGAGCAGGUAGAGCUGUUGCCCUACGACCAGCGUUGGGAGUUUCCAAAGGAUCGACUCAAACUCGGAAGGACCUUGGGACAAGGCGCAUUUGGCCGGGUCGUCAAGGCUGAAGCCAUUGGUCUCGGCGACCAGGGACAGCCGCUCACAGUUGCUGUGAAGAUGCUCAAAGAACGAGCCGAUAUGUCUCAACGCAAGGCAUUGAUGGCCGAGCUGAAGAUACUGAUUCAUCUUGGUCGGCACCUGAAUAUCGUGAAUAUCAUUGGAGCAGUGACGAAAAACGUAGCAAAAGGUGAAUUGAUGGUGAUCGUGGAGUACUGCAAGUUUGGCAACCUGAGGCAUUAUCUUCUUAGACACCGGGCGCGCUUCGUCAACCAGCUGAACCCGUUGACGGGAAAGCUGGAUCCGGACAUGUGCCACAGCCCCACGUCACCAGCCUCGACGUCACCUGGUUUUCGAUUCGCCAUUUCGAACCCCGUUUACUGCCAACAGCGUCUACAGCAGAACACGCCCACGUUGAAGUACGCUGACCUGGCCAUGAGCGCCACGCCGACGAGCAACGGGAACGAGUUCAGCUUCUCGGUGUCGGAUACCACUGACGGCUUUCCGCAGGAGAGCGGCAACAACACGACGCUUAUGAGCGGCUCCUCCCUGCGCGACCAUGGAGACAUGCGCGACGCAGCACUCACCACUCGCGACCUGCUUUGCUUCGCCUUCCAGUGCGCCCGCGGGAUGGAGUACCUCGCCUCGAGAAAGUUGAUUCACAGAGACUUGGCGGCAAGAAAUGUUCUGCUCGGUGAAGGGAAUGUAGUGAAAAUUUGCGAUUUUGGCCUCGCGAAGGACUGUUACAAGUAUUCCAACUACAUCAAGAAAGGAGACGGUCUUCUGCCGGUGAAAUGGACCGCUAUUGAGUCAAUCAUGGACCGAGUGUUCACAACAAAAAGCGAUGUGUGGUCCUACGGGGUGCUACUCUGGGAAAUAUUCUCACUCGGAGGCAACCCCUAUCCUGGAGUUGCCAUCGACGAGUCCUUCUACAAAAGGCUGAAGAACGGCUACCGCAUGGAGAAACCGGACUACGCCCCAGACGACGUAUACGAAAUCAUGCAAAGCUGCUGGCAAGGGGAGCCUAAAGAGCGGCCGGAUUUCUCGACCCUGGUUACCCGCGUUGGAGACCUCCUUGAGGCUGGAGUGAGAAAUUACUACAUGGCCCUGAACGACCCUUACGCCAAUGUGAAUCUGCUGUUGAAGAACAACAACGACUACCUCACUAUGGGCAACAAGCUAGAUCCUGACUACCUGGACAUGAAGUCCGACGAUGAAAACUACAUCAACACGAGCCGAACCGCCGCGCAGCCGAAUUCGGAGCCGCACUACGCCAAGAUGGCUGCCACCGCCAACGUCGACAACGGUAGCGCCACCUUGGGAGACAGCAUGGAGAUGACACCCAUGAUCGGCAGCGCCGAGGACGUUGACGCUUCCGCUCGAGGUGUUGCCCAGGGAUACAUGAACGUCGGCAAGGGACCGACGCUACAACUUCGACUUCCGCAGGGGAAGCGCCGAGACGCGCCUCCUCCGUUGUUGCCGCCUUCGGGUGGAUCAUUGGGUGACGCAAGGGCAUCGGACGACGUAAGCGAAAUCUGCGCCACGCCACCGCCGGCGUACAACCUGGUCGUUAGCGUCGACGGUAGCGGGGGCAUCGAGGUGUGAGCGACCACGAAAUUGCGUAAGCCUAUGAACUCGGUGCGAUAGUGGGCUCGGCACCGUCCAAGCUGGGACCCUACACGACAGGCUUCGAGUAAUCACGAGCUUGACCGACAGUCUCACUGUAAUGGUGGAGCCGCGCUACACUCCCUGCCUAUGGUUAAGGGAAAGUUGCGCUAAAGUACGAUACCACGAAUUAUCGACUCGUGUUUGGAAGUGUACAUAGAGAUGUUGUGGAAUUGUAUUCUCGUCUUCUUUAUCCCUGCCGCCAGGGCAUGCUUGUGUGCUACAAUAUCUUACACCCCUAGGCCCUUGAGGAAUGUGAUCGAUGAGUGCAUCGCAUGACCGUGGGAAAGAAACCAGCGGGGAAACGAUUUGGUCCGUCACUCCAGUCCUCGUCAGUCAGAGUCUGGUUUGUUGCGCAAGCAGUGAUUGUUAUGCAGGUGUUCUGACUAGCGGCUCAGUUGGGACCCUUGGUGUACACUACUCAGUGACUCGUACUCUUCUGACAAAGGAUCUACGUACGCAUGUCUCAGCACAUGUUACGCGUAACUGUGCCAUUUACCUCGUUUGUUCCUCGUGUUUGUUAAUGAAUCUCCUCGCCGAGUGUAACUAUAGUCUGUGCAUUCAUUAUAUGUUGUAUGUUGAAUCCUUGUAUGUUGAGGGGAGUAACAGUCAAGCCAGCAGCAUACGUGGGCAUUAUUAUGCACUGUUCCUCAAUACGGCACCUCUAAUUAUAUUGCAGUGGCGCCGACAGGUGUGACCUGAUUGCGUGGCAUUGGCUACGCUUUUGAUGUGCGUGCUACUCGUAGGCUUAAUGGCACCUAAAAACUAAUCACGCAAAAUUACGCAUUUGUGCAGUAAAAAGUUCAUUGCGCGUGGAUGUCUCGUGUUUUUUUUUUCUUCACGUGAAACUGUCGCCCGAGUUGUAUAUCCAUGCAUCUGCAACCUAAUAUAUGUCAUUUUUAUAUAAAAAAGUGACAGCGUUUGGGCACUUAUGUUUCUGUUGUAUGAAUUGUUCUCAAGUUAUCUUGUAAUAGAUCAGGUAACAACGAGUGUGUGAAAAAAAAUCUUGCUCUUUUUUUAUAAAGGAGUAAGUAAGCUGUUGAGCUUCAGAGACAAACAUUUGGCUGUGCAACCUAAGUCUAUUAAGCCAUACUCAAUCGACCAAGUCAUCUCAGGAGCUCUGUGAAACAGAAAACAAAAGAACGAUCUGCAUUCCAAUCCAGUUAAUGUGCUUUUGUUGUUAUUUCUUGCUUUUUGUUUUGUAUCUGCAUUUUGAGCUGUCUCUUAUUCACGUUGAGUCCCAGAUAACGCAGUUCGUCAAGUGUUUUUAAAGUGUUUCCUUCAUUUUUGGUGAAGUGAUCGUUACCAGUAUCGUGCGCAGGCGCAUCGCCGUCUUGUAAAGAGCACGACGGGAGCAGUAUUCAUGGCGAACUUUAUUGUUGUAUAUGUAUUGAGACCUUCAUGCGCUGUUUUUUUUUCUUGCUCUCAAAGUUGUGUGAAUGGAGAAGCAUGAUGACAUAUAUAGAAUGUGCCGUCUGCUCAAUCGCAUCUUCUCCUUUUCGUUGUGAACUAGUCAUUAAGUACUGCAGCGGACUUGAGAAAGCGCUUUUUUAUGCUGACAGCACCGACUUACUGAAUGUAGAAGGCGGAUGCACUAUCCGUUAAGAGAUUCCCUAUGAACAAAGUGUAACUUAAUAUUAAAAUCACAUCAAUCAGAA